Molecule: messenger RNA, 342 nt
Organism: Clunio marinus
Lineage: Eukaryota; Metazoa; Arthropoda; Insecta; Diptera; Chironomidae
Source: the annotation of a GenBank genome assembly
AUGUUGAAACGAGACAGCAUGAGGGUGAAGUGGAGCUUCGUGUGCACGGCUGUGAAAAUUGGUGAGAAAAUUCCGAAAAUUCAGUUAAGUUCUCAUGAACUCGGCAACGGGUCGAGAGAAGAAAGAGAGCUGAAAAUGUUCGGAAAAGAGUCCGAGAGAUGCUUUCAAAAGCGCAUGUCAUGUGAAGGGGAAAUUCGGAAACAUAUUGCCUGCAUUUCAAUUGAGAAGACAUUGAGAAAUGUGCCUCGUGCGAGACAAAAGAUAAGAAAACAAGUAACGGAAGCAGCCAAUUUAUCAACAAAAAAAUGUGUUUUAAAUAUAUUAGCUUUUAUAGUUCUAUAA